Molecule: messenger RNA, 951 nt
Organism: Lactuca saligna
Lineage: Eukaryota; Viridiplantae; Streptophyta; Magnoliopsida; Asterales; Asteraceae
Source: the annotation of a GenBank genome assembly
AUGUGCAGCCGUACACUCGUAUGCUGGUGGUGGCCCAUGUCUCAUAUAUAUAGGGUGAGGAGUGCAUGUGAAUGUGUUUGUAAGGGAGAAUUACUUUAUGCUAUUGGGAGGGAUGCAAAUGACAAGAUAUAUCCUAUUGCUUGGGCAGUGGUUAAUGUGGAGAACAAGCAGAAUUGGAAGUGGUUUUUAGAGCUUCUAAUUGAUGAUCUAAACUUGAAUUUAGGGAAUGGUUUCAGUUUAAUGUCAGACCAACAUAAGGGUUUGAUAGAGGCUGUUAAAGAGUUGUUGCCAUAUGUAGACCACAGGCAGUGUGCUAGACAUAUUUGCCAAAAUUUGCAGAAGAGAUUUACUGGUGCCAUAUAUCAUACCUUGUUUUGGAGAGCAUCUAAAGCCACAACUGAGCAUGUUUUUAAAUUUAUGAUGAAAGAAAUUGAGACAUUGAACCUAGAUGCCCAUCAAUAUCUCAUGGAGAAAGAUCCUAAAACAUGGUCAAGUGCUUUCUUUCAAACUGGAAGGUGUUGUGAUGCAGUUGAAAAUGGGUUCUCAGAAAAGAUAAGGGAUAAGGUGAAUUUGCUUAAAAAGCUCAAAGGCAUUAUCAGGUUGUGGCAAUUGAAUGGAUAUGGAUGUGCUCAUUUUGUAGCUAGCAUAUCCUUUCUUAAUAGGGAUGUAGAAGCGUAUGUAGACAACAUGUUUAGCAGAACCACAUUUAGGAAGGCAUACAAUUACAAAAUUUCUCCCAUGAAUAGCAGUGAUAUGUGGCCAAAGACAAACUAUACUCCACCAUUGCCUCCUAUUAAUAGAAGGAUGUUGGUAGGCCAGCUACUAUGGGAAGAAAUCCAUUAUAGAGAAUACAGGAACACACAGGGUUCUAAGGCUGGAAAGAAAAUCAGAUUUAGUAUUUGCAAGGAGAUAGGUCACAACAAGGCCACUUGUCCACAGAGAAGGCCCUAA